GAAGCGAAGGGGGAAGCGACGGCUGCUGCUGCUGCUGACAGCGCAGCACUUGUAAGUCGCUCCCGGAGAAGCAGGGGUGCUCCGUGCCAAACUGCCCCCCCUUGCACGCACAGCUCGCGAACUGUCUCGGAUUUAGGAUUAACUCGCCUGUUGAGAGAUGAUCUUGGCUGGAUUAUUUCAAGACACUUAAAAGCCGCGUUUCUCAGUGCUGAAGGACAGCCUGAGCAAUGGAGCCUUGGACGCCUCACAGCAUUACUGGGGCUCCCAAUUCCACCGUGGCGGUCCAGCCUCUCCUGGACAGCCGCAUCCCCUAUGGCAGGCUGCAGCAUCCUCUGACCAUCCUGCCGAUUGACCAAAUGAAGACCACGCACCUGGAGAACGACUACAUAGACAACCCCACCCUGGCCCAGCUGGCUGCUCAGAAACAUCCCCGGGGCCACCACGAGCCCGCCCAUCCCCCGCGAUGCGAGCAGGACAUCACCCACCCGUGGAUCUCUUUCAGCGGGCGGCCCAGUUCCAUCAGCAGUAGCAGCAGCACAUCUUCGGAUCAGAGGCUUUUGGAUCACAUGGCUCCAGCCCCGGUAGCAGACCAGUCCUCCCCAAGGGCUGUCCGGAUACAGCCCAAGGCGAUUAAUUGCAAGCCCUUGGACCUGAAGGGACCUGCUUCUCAGGAGAUGGACAAGCACUUUUUGCUGUGCGAAGCAUGUGGGAAAUGCAAAUGCAAGGAGUGCGCCCUGCCGAGGACUUUGCCCUCCUGCUGGGUGUGCAACCAGGAGUGCCUGUGCUCGGCUCAGACCCUGGUCAACUACUCCACCUGCAUGUGUCUGGUGAAGGGCGUCUUCUACCACUGUACCAACGAGGAUGACGAGGGCUCUUGCGCAGACCACCCUUGCUCCUGCUCGCAUUCGAACUGCUGCGCUCGCUGGUCUUUCAUGAGCGCCCUCUCUCUGGUCCUGCCUUGCUUGCUGUGCUACCUGCCGGCCACCGGCUGUGUGAAGCUGUCGCAGCGAUGCUACGACCAAGUGAGUCGGCCUGGAUGCCGGUGCAAAAACACAAACAGUGUGAUUUGCAAAGCAUCACCUGAAGGGAAAGUUGGCAGCAGGCCAGAGAAGCCAUUUUGAUCUCUGGAGUGAGGAGGAGGGGUGGGUGGGGGUGGGAAGUGCCGAAAAACAACAGGAAAGGGAGUUUCAUAACCUGCGUUGCGAGUGUAACAUGUGUCAGCCUUUUGCUUUCAACAAACGAGGGGAAAUGUCUCUUUCCAGGAACUGAAGUGCUUUGGGAUUAUUCAGGGGGUUGUGGAAGUGGUGGUCUGAACUUACUAUGCAGUAGGGAUCCGAAGGAUCUUUCUGAAUAUUUUUGCAGAGCAAAGGCAGAAAUCUACUAGAUAGGACAAUCUGAAGACUGCUUCUGUUCAUUUCUUAGUCUUGGCUGCUUGCUAAGUCUACAUACCACAAGAAUAAUUAACAGAUGGAAUUGGCAGGUACAUCAACAGCUGAAACAGGGUUCUUAUUCCUAGAAGGUGAAAUCCAUUUCAGCCCCCUCCCCCACACUACUCCAACCUUUUAUUUAUUACCUGUAUACCAUUGGCAAUCAAGAGUUAAUGUUCUCAACACUUUAGUAGGGACCCUGCCCAACCCCUCAGUAUUCCACCCCCCACUUAAGGCAGUUAUUGAAAAAGAUCCUUCUAUCCAUUCCUCAAGUCCUUUUCCUUCAGCCUCCAUGGGCCGAAAUGAUAGAACUUGAUAGGCAGGAAUCAGCAGGUGCUACUUUUUUUACAGCAUGGAGAGGAUGUUGCCCUUAGCUGAUUGAUGCAUAUCAAGCUACAGUUGAGGCACAGAUGGAAAAGUGGGCAACCCCACCAGUUUCCUCCUCUUAAGGCAAUUUUAUUCUUCGUCGCUCUCUCUCUCUUUUUCUUUGGCUUCACUGAGUAUAUACAAAGAAUGCAUCUUGCCUAGGGACAUGAUCUGUCCCUCAUUUAGCAUCAGUUAGAUGCUAUUGGUGUGUGUGCCCUCACUGAUAUGGAGAUAAUCCACUGCCUUCAGUAAGGCUACUCUUUGAGGUUUGGAUUCUUAAAGUGCGCUGGCAGCCCUUGCAGCUAAAAUGCUGUUCUCUGAGCAAAGCUUCCAGGAACAGGAGUGCUUGAGAGACGAGGCCCCUUUUCAGCCACGUGUUUCAGAUGCAUUUGGUUCUGAGCACACAUUUAACAUCGAUAAAUUACUUUGCCCAAUCAAACGGCACAUUCGGGGUAUCGCACAACAAAAUCUUGCUAAGGCAAAAAAAAAAAAGCCUUGAAGGCACCAAUAUCAUAAACCCUUCCAUGCCAAAUUGUGGCAGCCCUCCUCUCCUUGAAAUAAACUACCCGGCAUGUUCAGCUUAAUUGAGCUAUACAUAAGUACUUACAGCAUAUAAGCCUAAACCAGCCUUUGACAACCUGGUGCCCUCCAGAUGUUGGCUGGGAUUGAUGGGUGUUGUGGUCCAACAACAUGUGGAGGGCACCAGGUUGGUGAAAGCUAAGCUAAGAAAUCACCUUAUCCCUACAUUACCCUUCUUCCACCUUGCACUCACAGGGCUGAUGCAAACUGAGCACAAUGCAUUUGCAUAUAUGUGGGAUGGGUUCACACACACAAACACACAGUAUCAGUAUCAGUGCAACCCCAAGCUCACAUGAAAGGUGGAUUUGGCUUUGGCCAAAUGACAUUUGCUCAGUAUUUAAAUUCUCACUUUUAUUGCUGCUGCUCAACUUUUGUCUCCUGUAAAAUAGCAUUAUCUUAGUAAAUACAGAGGAAUUUCUUUUAAAAAGGAAAAGAAUAUGUCUAUUUUAGCAUUAAGAACUUUUGGAGGAGCAUGUGGAAGCUUAGAGGCGAAUAUUUGUUACAAACUGCCCAUGAUUUUCAGUAGCCAACAGUUUUCAGCCUCAUCUAUACACUCAAGGUUAGGGUUAUUGCAUGAGGGACUGCAUGAGGGUUAUUCCUGUUGGGAAGAGAACAGAAGCACCUCUGUUCAAGACAGAUGUUGCAUUCCCUUAAAGUGGGUUGAUCACAUUCUAUCGACAACCACAAGGUGUUAAACAUGAAACAGUUCACCAAUAUAAUGAAUCAAACUGAGUGGGUAUUUGUUGCAUGCAAAAAGCUGAACUUAUGUCUCUGCUGGUUUUAUUUUUCAACUUGGAAUUCCUGUACUGGAGUGUCUGUGUGAAAACUACCAUGUUUUAAUUAGGCAAAACCACAAUGUCAUUCUCCAAGCAAAUCAGAUUUCUCAUUUGAAAUGAAACACACUAUACUGACAGUAGCAAACCAUCAUCCAUCCCCUG
Molecule: messenger RNA, 3310 nt
Organism: Lacerta agilis (Sand lizard)
Lineage: Eukaryota; Metazoa; Chordata; Lepidosauria; Squamata; Lacertidae
Gene: SPRY4
Product: sprouty RTK signaling antagonist 4
Exons: 2
Coding region: 228-1121 (297 amino acids)
Biological process (GO): negative regulation of Ras protein signal transduction; negative regulation of fibroblast growth factor receptor signaling pathway; animal organ development
Cellular component (GO): membrane; cytosol
Source: RefSeq, a predicted model, not a curated record